This is a messenger RNA of Mobula hypostoma (lesser devil ray), 2677 nucleotides long. RefSeq names its product UBX domain protein 7 (gene ubxn7). Gene Ontology annotation, biological process: proteasome-mediated ubiquitin-dependent protein catabolic process. Lineage: Eukaryota; Metazoa; Chordata; Chondrichthyes; Myliobatiformes; Myliobatidae. Gene Ontology annotation, molecular function: ubiquitin binding. Gene Ontology annotation, cellular component: nucleus. The record is from RefSeq and is a predicted model, not a curated record.
AUGUACGUGGACUUAAUAUUAUAAUAUGGUCUGUCUGAUGUCAUCACGUACACAAAUCUUCAGGCGCCAGUAAACCUUUCCUGCCUUGAAGAAACAUGUCGACAGGAUUCAAUCCAACCGGCAGAAGUUGUGUAUGCGCAGGCGCACAGCUACGCCCGCCAAUGGUCCCCGAGGUCCAGCGCGCCCUGCUCACUCGCGUUCGAUGGGUGCCGCUCGCCAUUGUCCAAUCGAAUGCGAGCAUUUGAUGUCAAGGCAGAGGCGGAGGUGAGAGGUUGUGUUUGUUGGAGGGAAUGCGCCUGCGUGGGCGCUCGGUGUAAGAUGGCGGCGGUUGGUGAUGGAACGGGGUCAACUGGGUCGGCGCUGCAAGGGUUAAUUCGGCAGUUUACAGCCAUUACAGGUGCCAGUGAAAGUGUGGGGAAACAUAUAUUAGAAGCAUGCAGCAACAAUCUGGAGAUGGCUGUCACAAUGUACUUGGAUGGCGGUGGAAUAGCUGAAGAACCCAGUACCAGUACAGCAGGGACGUCGAGUAGACUGCCUCCACAAGAUGAAGUACGAGCGCCAAUUCCACAAAAGCAAGAAAUUCUGGUGGAACCUGAACCAUUAUUUGGUGCCCCCAAACGGCGGAGACCUGCACGCUCAAUAUUUGAUGGGUUCAGAGACUUUCAGACUGAAACAAUCAGACAGGAGCAGGAGCUGAGAAAUGGUGGUCCAGUGGACAAGAAGCUAACCACUCUGGCUGACCUCUUCAGGCCACCCAUAGACCUAAUGCACAAAGGCAGCUUUGAAACGGCAAAAGAGUCAGGACAGUUGCAGAACAAGUGGUUGAUGGUAAAUAUCCAGAAUGUGCAAGACUUUGCCUGUCAGUGCUUGAAUCGUGAUGUUUGGAGCAAUGAGGCAGUGAAAACCAUCAUUCGAGAACACUUCAUCUUUUGGCAGGUAUACCAUGACAGUGAAGAAGGACAGAGAUAUGUCCAGUUUUAUCAACUUUCAGAUUUCCCUUAUGUGUCCAUACUAGACCCCCGCACUGGUCAAAAGUUAGUUGAAUGGCGUAACUUGGAUGUGAAUUCGUUCCUGGAGCAGGUGACGGGAUUUUUAACAGAGCAUGGACUAUUAGAUGGACUCUCCUGUAGCCCACCAAAGAAGCGACUACGAUCAGAGAGCUUAAUAGAUGCCAGUGAAGAUAGCCAGCUAGAAGCAGCAAUUAAGGCUUCUUUACAAGAAACGCAUUAUGAGUCGUCAAGCCCUGAAAAUGAGGAUCAAUCAGAGGAUGAGUCGGAGGCAGAAGCUUUUUCAGACAGUGAAGGAUUCAUUUCUAUUAAUGGUUCAGAUGAAGAAAGGGAAGAAGAAAGUACCACAAAAAAGAAGCAAACACCACGCAAGGAUCUAAGCAUUAAACAAACACGUGUAGAAUUUGCUGAAAGAACUGAGGCAGGAAAAGAAACUAGUUUGGAAUUUUCUUGCAAGGACAGAUCUGAAAAAAAUCGAACAGGGGCAGAUGCAGAAACCUCAACAAAGCAGCAAGAAAUAGAAGAUACAGCAGUCUUUUUUGAUAACAGUGGACCAAAAGCAAGUUUGAUGCUGCGAUAUCCGAAUGGACAAAGGGAACAAAUUGCACUUCCAGCUCAAGCAAAACUACUGGCACUGGUGAAGCACAUCCAGUCGAAAGGAUACCCAAAUGAGCGGUUUGAGCUGGUCACCAACUUUCCACGCAGGAAGCUCUCCCACUUGGACUAUGAAAUUACACUGCAAGAAGCUGGACUGUGCCCUCAGGAAACUGUCUUUGUUCAGGAGCGAAAUUAACCUGGGAGUGCAAAAAAGAUUUUAUACAAAUGUUGCAAGAUCUGGUUGGUUGGUGAUAACCUGGCUUCAGCCUGAACAAGGAGAACUAUGUAUUUUCAUCUUUUUACUGGACCUAGUGAGGCAACUGAUGUGAAGAAAUUUGGUGAUCUACACUCAAUUCUUAAUACUUUUUGAUUCCCAAACGAAGAACUCUUUUUACUGGACCAUAGAACACUGGAUAUGAUUUAUGUUUUGUUAGUCAUAAAGUGUCCAUCAUUCUAUGCUUGACCCAUUACAUUUGGACAAUGCCAGACAUCAGUUUCAUUUGUAUUUGCCCCCCUACACCUGCUGGUCUUGGCAAUGCUCCAAGUUGCCAAAACCAAAAUCUACAAGAGCCUCGCAUUUUUACUACUAGGAGGAAGCCUUCCUUGCACUAAGAGCAGUUCACUACAGGAACCACUGGGGAAGAAAGGAUGCGAAAUGACAGAUUGGCAUCCAAAAAGAUUUGAUUUUGUCUCUUGGUAGUGUUGCAUAUUUAGGCUGUAAGUGCGUGAUAGGAAUUUGAUGUUGUUCACUAUGAUGCAUCUUCAGUUGCCCUGAUAUCUUCAAACAACCCAACUCAGGCCUGUGCUGGAAUUUGUGACCUUAUGUUAUGGGUGGAGUUAUUUCAGCAUAGCCUGGUAUAAUCUCAUAGGUCUGGCAUGCUGGGUCUAAAGCCACCAACUUUUCUUUAGUCUGCACUUUUGAGGCACAAGUUGCUGUGGAAUGAUUAUUUAAUGGUUUAGUGCAUCAUUCCAAGAUCAACAAGCUCUAAAACAGGGGUUCCCAAUCUUUUUUAUGCCAUGGACCCCUACCAUUAACGGAGGGCUCCAUGGAUCCUAGGUUGGGAACCCCUGCU